AUGGGAAUGUUUCCCCCCGACCUGGACCUGGACCCCAACCUGGACCCCGACCUGGACCCCGACCUGCACCCUGACCUGGACCCCAACCUGGACUCCAACCUGGAUCCCGACCUGGAACCUGACCUGGACCCUGACCUGGACCCCGACCUGGACCAAGCAAGUGACUUAAUGGCUGCACCCCUUAGCCUGUGCCUGCGUCCGCCUGUGAUUGGUCCACACGGCGGGAUUAGAGGCCGUAUCCCCACUUUGGUGCUGCUCUCUCGUUUUACCAGCGGCACAUGA
Messenger RNA from Knipowitschia caucasica, 282 nucleotides. The record is from the annotation of a GenBank genome assembly. NCBI's taxonomy places the organism in Eukaryota, Metazoa, Chordata, Actinopteri, Gobiiformes, Gobiidae.